AUGGCUCAUGUUCAUGACUUGAUGUGUUUGUCAGAUGAUGAUUCUUGGUCCUUGUUCAAGCAAAGAGCAUUUGAGAUGGGAAUGGAUGAAGGCAAUGUGAACUUGGAAAAAAUUGGGAGGCAGAUAGUGCAGAGAUGUGGAGGGGUACCCUUGGCAAUUAAGGCCACAGGAAGCAUAUUGCAUUUCAAAAGCCAGGAAAGUGAAUGGUUACGUGUCAAAGAAAGUGAGAUAUGGGAUUUGAAAGAUGAGGGAAGAAGAAUCUUAGGUGUGUUGAGGUUAAGUUAUAAGCAUCUUCCACCAUAUAUGAGACAAUGUUUUUUGUUUUGCUCAAUAUUUCCCAAAGAUUAUGUCAUGGAAAAGGACAAGCUGAUAGGACUAUGGAUGGCAAAUGGAUUUAUUCCUUCAAGAGGACAUAUGGAUUUGCAUGAUACGGGUUGUGAAAUAUUCUCUGAAUUAACUUGGAAGUCCUUUCUCCAGGACGUCAAAGAGCAUGUUCAUGGAAUUGUUACAUGUAAAAUGCAUGAUUUAGUUCAUGACUUGGCAACAUCUAUGAUGGACAAAUGCUAUCGCAAGCUCAACAAGUUUGUUGUGGGAAAGGACAAUGACAGUGGUGGCAUGGAUGAGUUGAAAGAGUUGGACAUAGAGGGGGAAUUGAACAUCACAGGACUUGGCAACGUGAAGAGUGCAACAGAAGCUAAAACCUCCAAUUUGAUAAAUAAGCAAAAUUUAAUAUCACUAAGCUUAUUUUGGAGAAGAGACAGCAAUGAAACCUUUCAACAUGGAAAUGAUGAAGAGAUUCUUAAUGCUCUCCAACCUCAUUCAAGCUUGAAGAAGUUGUACAUAUAUGGUUACCAAGGUGUUAGGUUUCCGUAUUGGAUGAUGGAUAUGCUUCUACCAAACCUUGUUCAAAUCUUACUAGAAUAUUGCAACAGAUGCAAUCAACUUCCACCUCUAGGGAAAUUAUGCUUCUUGAAGGUCCUUACUAUUUUUGGAAUGGGUGAUCUCAAGUAUAUUGAGAGUAGCUUCAACGGAGAUAUGGAGAGUUCUUUUCCAUCACUUGAGGUUCUCAAAAUACUUUGGGCACCAUGUUUGGAGGAAUGGACGGCAGAGAAUGGUUGUCCUAUGUUGGUUAAACUGCUCAUGCUUCAAUCUCUAAAGGAGCUAGAUAUCAGAGGAAGUAGUGUUACUUUACUCAAAUCUUUGAUGAUGAAUGCCACUGUUCUUAUAUCUCUCCAUAUUUGGGAGUUCUAUGAGUUAAGGGAUUUAUCCGAUUUGCUGGAUAAUCUAUUGGCCCUUGAACACUUGAAUCUUAAAAGUUGCUCACAACUUGAAAGCUUGCAUGCAGGGCUACAAAACUUCAGCUCUUUAGAAACUUUAGAAUUAAGUCAUUGCAACAGCCUUGUAUCCCUUCCGGUAAAUGGAUUGCAAGAAUUAUCUUCCUUGUCUACACUACGCAUUGAAAAGUGUAAGAAAUUAGCCUCUAUGUCUAAAGGGGUGCGAUAUUUGACUUCACUCCAAAACUUGCAUAUCAGAAAAUGUCCAGAGUUAACCUCAUUGCCGGAGUGCAUCCAACAUCUUUCUUCUCUUCGAUUUCUUAAUAUUAAGGAGUGUAAGGGAUUAGUUUCUCUCCCAAAUGAGAUACAACACCUCACCUUACUUUCAAGAUUAGAGAUUUUGAAUUGUCCUAAUUUGAUGUCAUUGCCCCAAGGGGUACGAAACCUCUUGGCACUAAAAACCUUGUGGAUCGAAGAAUGCUCACAUCUGGAAAGACAGUGUCAAGAAGAGAGAGGAGAAGAUUGGCCCAACAUUGCACACAUUCCUAACAUAUAUAUCAAGUAA
This is a messenger RNA of Gossypium raimondii (Peruvian cotton), 1839 nucleotides long. Its product is annotated as putative disease resistance protein RGA1. Gene Ontology annotation, molecular function: ADP binding. The coding region runs from base 1 to 1839 and encodes 612 amino acids. Lineage: Eukaryota; Viridiplantae; Streptophyta; Magnoliopsida; Malvales; Malvaceae. The record is from RefSeq and is a predicted model, not a curated record. Gene Ontology annotation, biological process: defense response to fungus. The transcript has 3 exons.